Molecule: messenger RNA, 984 nt
Organism: Talaromyces marneffei
Lineage: Eukaryota; Fungi; Ascomycota; Eurotiomycetes; Eurotiales; Trichocomaceae
Exons: 4
Coding region: 1-984 (327 amino acids)
Biological process (GO): basic amino acid transmembrane export from vacuole
Cellular component (GO): fungal-type vacuole membrane
Source: RefSeq, a predicted model, not a curated record
AUGACAUCUACAAUGUCAAACUUCAUAUUUGCGCUGGCGAAAGAUGCAUCGACAAGCAUUCCCCUUACUUCUCGUGAAGCUGCGUCCGGUGUUCUAGGCUCGAUAUCUUUGACAUGCUGGGUUUUUCUUCUGGUCCCACAACUCAUCGAAAACUACCGAUAUGGCAGUGCUGAAGGCCUAUCAAUGGCAUUUCUAAUCGUAUGGUUCGUGGGCGACGCGGCAAAUCUCGUCGGCGGGCUAUGGGCACAACUCGUCCCCGUCGUACUAGCGAUCGCAAUCUACUUUUGUAUCGCUGACGGCGUCCUAAUCUCUCAAUGCCUAUACUACAACAUGCGCAACGCGCGCCGCGAACAGCGCCGAAACAGCGUUGAAUCCACACUUGAGAGUCCCACUCCCACCACACCAUUACUAGGCCGACGAUUCAGCGACGAGUUGAGUAUAACUGGUUCGCGACGGAGACGGUCAUCGGCAUCACAAAGGGAUCUUAUGCAGCGUCGAGCUAGUCAUCCGGAUAGCACAUUGGCCAAGAUUGUGGAGGAAAGCGAGUCUGGCGCAAAGGCUUGGUUCAAGAAUGUUUUGAGUGUUGUCGCUAUUGCGGUUAUUGGUGCGGUGGGCUGGGCAAUUGCGUGGCAGAUGGGACUUUGGCGGCCUGUUCCUGUAAGCCAUAAUGGUGAGGAUGGCCCGAUGGCGCCUGGUGCGCAGGUUUUAGGGUAUUUCAGUGCGAUCUGUUACCUUGGAGCUCGGUUACCUCAGAUCUACAAGAAUUAUUCGGAAAAGUCAUGCGAAGGUCUCUCAUUGCUCUUUUUCGUUCUGUCUCUUUUGGGCAACCUCACAUACGGAGCCGGAAUUAUCGCUCACUCCACAGAAAAAGAAUACAUUAUAAAAAACCUUCCCUGGCUAAUCGGAUCUUUGGGCACUAUGGUGGAAGACAUUGCUAUUUUCAUACAAUUCCGCAUCUACGCGCGACCAGCUCUUGACUCGUGA